CCUUAUCAUGAAGUUCAUUUUAUUUUUAUUUAUUGCUCCUGUCGUUACAUCGGACUCUGUGCGUUUUUAUCUCACGAAUCCAAAUGUUAAUUCGUUAUUAUACAACGCCAAAAAUCAAUCUCCAUGGUUAGCCGCCUUCGAUUCCGAUUGUACCACAGUAUUCCUUGUCCAUGGCUGGAUGGGUAUUAUUUAUCCGCUACUAAACGAACCCCUACAAUCAACGGUGGACGCUUACCAGCAAGUGCCCACCUCAUCCGGUUGUUACAAUGUGGUCCUCGUUAUUUGGAGCGCUGCCAACACCCCGGAUUAUUUAUCGGCGGCGAAAGCUGUAGUUCCUACUGGAAACACCAUUGGCGACUUUAUUUCUAACCUCUAUCAAGAAUCCGUGCUUACUGGAAGGGUCGAUUGCACGGGUCAUAGUUUAGGUGCACAUGCUUGUGGUAAUGCUGGUAGACGUCUCAAUACGCUGGCAUUGACGCCCUUUGAAGUGAUCACUGGUCUCGACGCUGCUGGACCAGCAUUUACAUCUAUUUUAAUUCCGCUUAAUAUGAGCUCGAAAAAGUUGUCCAAGGGUAAUGCUAGGAUUGUGGUUACACUGAUGACGAACGCUGGUUUAGCCGGAACUGCUGUGCAACUGGGAGAUGUUAAUUUUAAAGCUAAUGGUGGUAGUUGUCAACCCGGAUGUGCUCCUUUGAAUUUGGUGUGCAGUCAUAUGCGUGCUGUGGCAUUAUACGAGGAAGCUGUUCUGCAUGACUGGUUUGUGGGAGAGUCUGCAUGUGGGGAGACUGCUGUGUUCGGCAGGUCUAUGUCAUUGAAUGUGGUGCCAGGUAGCUAUGGAUUCACGACUGGUUCCAAUCCGCCUUAUGGACAGUGCAAUCAAUAAAGAUCUUUCAGAUGUAGCGGUAAUCCUAAUCUGGCAUUAUGGUCAAAUAGAUUUUGGAAAUGUCCUUCCUACUUUUCUUUUCAUUUCUUCCUUCGACUAAGCUGGUCGGAGACUUUUUUUUACGUGAUAUAUGCAAUACGUUGCUAUGGCAUUUUCUAAAGAAGGUGUGGUGUUUUUUUUCUUCGAAAAGUUGUUUUAUGAUUAUUUAAUAAAAGGUCACAAAACCGAACCGAACCGAAACGCUAGGCAAAGAGUGAGCCACGUAGGAGAAUCGUAAAUUUUCCUUUUUUUGGGUUACCAUUCCAGAAAGCAAACUCGUAAAGAGAAUUUAUGAAAUUUUCUUGCGCUUCCCUGCAAAAGCUUGCUACAUUAAAAGCUGAAAAAUAAUAACGCGUGAAAUUAUUACCAGAUUUUGACUUUGUUCUAGUUUUAAAUUGAAAAAUACAAAAAUGUGAAUUAAAGUAGUUUAUGACACUCUGUUAACAUGUCCCAAGAGUUCUAUUCAUUUUUUUGGCGGUAGUGGUGGUGUACAUUACCAAGCGAACGGGUGUGGAACAGCUCUAGAUAGAGUGGACCGUUGUUCAUGCCCAGGAGGACUAUACACAAAACCGAGGGCUAUUCUCUUGAGAUGAUGACAAAUGGAGUAAAAUCGAACGGACCGCCGAAACGCAGAUAAUUUGGUUUUAGUCAGCAGAAUUUCGACCUAAACAAAUUUUAUAAAAUCAAAAAUGCUCGAAAUGUAUUAUGCGGUUAGUUUGGCAUCUUUCCGGUUGGUGAGGAUGUUUGAAAGGCAAAAACUUUGGCUAGGCAUCUGGAUCAUGUUUUGAUUCGGUAAAAAACAAACUUAACCUAGAAAAACGAACAUUUGGAAAAGCGUAGGAAAUCUAGUAAGCAGAAAAAAGUGGGACGACCGGAAGUCAGGUCAUUAAAUUGAUUUUGCCGGAACAAACAUUUUUUUCUGUAUCAAUUUGCGCAAGUCAUUAACU
Messenger RNA from Dalotia coriaria, 1869 nucleotides. Its product is annotated as phospholipase A1 1-like. Gene Ontology annotation, molecular function: lipase activity. The record is from RefSeq and is a predicted model, not a curated record. Lineage: Eukaryota; Metazoa; Arthropoda; Insecta; Coleoptera; Staphylinidae. The transcript has a single exon. Gene Ontology annotation, biological process: lipid catabolic process. Bases 8 to 883 code for a protein of 291 amino acids.